AUGGGGCGGCGGCACGCAGCAAGGGGAAAGAAGAAGAGGAAACUCGAGGACGGCGGGGCCUCCCGUGCCGACGACGCCCAGGAGUUACCGCCACCGCAGGACGACGAAGGGAAUGGAGAGGAGGAUGCGAGUGCAACGGAGCGGGACGAGACCGUGGAGGUAGCGGAGGGGAUUCCCGUCCUGCCCCGGCCAGUAGAUGGGAGGAAGCAGCCCAGGGCGAUCUUCGUGCUCGAGAGGGCCUGCCUCGAGGUCGGCAAAGUCGGUAAGACUAUGCAAAUUUUGAACUCAGAUGAUCAUGCGAAUUAUUUGAUGAAGCACAAUCGGAAUCCUGCUGAUUAUAGGCCUGAUAUCAUUUACCAGGCUCUAUUGGCAGUACUUGAUAGCCCUCUAACUAAGGCUGGGAGGUUACAAGCUGUUUAUGUUAGGACAGAAAAGGGGGUGUUGUUUGAGGUCAGCCCGAAUGUUCGCUUGCCACGCACAUUCAAACGUUUUUGUGGCUUGAUGUCACAGUUAUUGCAAAAGUUGAGCAUUGCUGCAGUUGGGACGCAUGAGAAGCUCCUUAAUGUUAUUAAAAAUCCUGUUACCCAGUAUCUACCUGUUGGCUCACGGAAGAUUGGCCUUUCAUAUAGCGCGGAUAAGUCAGUUAAACUGAAUGACUAUGUUGCCGAAUCCAGUGAUGAUGAAGCCCUUGUGUUUGUGGUUGGUGCCAUGGCUCAUGGAAAGGUUGACAGUGCAUAUACAGAUGAUUACAUACAGAUUUCCAGCUCCCCGCUCAGUGCUGCCUGCUGUUUAGGUAAAAUAUGCACUGCUCUGGAGCAGAAGUGGGACAUCCAGUGAGGAAAUUUUGGAAACAAGCAGAACUUAGUAUUUUUUAAGACAUUCUCGCCAGGCUUUAUUCAAACUGUCACAACAUUUACAGUGUUACGUCCAGAACUUAGUAAGUAGAAGUGUUACAUCUAGUGAGGAAAUAUGCACCGCUCUAGUUGGCUGAUAGUGUUGGUCAGUUUUGCAUGCCUGCUGC
Hordeum vulgare subsp. vulgare (domesticated barley) is the source of this 1021-nucleotide messenger RNA. Its product is annotated as ribosomal RNA small subunit methyltransferase nep-1-like. Gene Ontology annotation, biological process: rRNA base methylation. The record is from RefSeq and is a predicted model, not a curated record. Gene Ontology annotation, cellular component: small-subunit processome; nucleolus. NCBI's taxonomy places the organism in Eukaryota, Viridiplantae, Streptophyta, Magnoliopsida, Poales, Poaceae. The transcript is spliced from 7 exons. The coding region runs from base 1 to 837 and encodes 278 amino acids. Gene Ontology annotation, molecular function: rRNA binding; rRNA (pseudouridine) methyltransferase activity.